AUGAAUCAAAUUAGUUCGUUUAAUCAAUUACCGACUGAAUUACUUCAUAUUUUGUUUCAAUACCUUCGAACAGAAGAGAUUCUUCAUUCAUUUUCAAAUCUUAACAAUCGAAUUGAUUCAAUUUUAAAUUUUCAUUCGGCUUAUCGAGUCAAUUUACAAUCCAUUGGAAAAUCACACUUUCAUCUGAUUUGUGAAUCGAUUCGACCUGAACAAAUCAUCUCCUUACGACUUUCUGAUGAUAUUGAUACACCAAAUCAAUCGAUACUUUUCUUAUCUUAUUUUCCAAUUGACAAAUUCACAAAUCUUCGAUCGAUUUCAUUGAUCCGCAUUGAGUUUAAAUCUUUACAUGAAAUUUUCUCUAAACUACACAAUUUGACUCGACUUCGUUCUCUUUCAUUUAAUUAUCCCAACGCAACCGCAGAGAAACUAAAUCAAUUUCGCUCGACUCUUCGACACUUCUACACUCGAAUACUACCUCAAUUAGAAGAUUUAUCAACAAACUGCAUUGAUUGUGUCGAGUUAAUCCCAUGUUCCAAUCUGCGUCGAUUAGAUUUUAAUGGAAAUUCAUGUGAAAAUAUUAAAUCAAUCGUUCAACACGCACCUCAACUUCAAUCGAUUACGUUUCAUGGCAAUGAUUUUGGUGUUUUUCGUCAUAUUCAGCCGUGUUAUUCAUUACGACGGCUCAGUUUGACAGUAGGAUUUUCAUUAUUAUUCAUCGAUAAAAUCGAACAAACCUUACGAAAUUUUCCGAAUUUAACUCAUUUUGACAUCAAAUCUACACAUGGAAUGAACGAUGCGAGUAUGAUUAACGGACAUUGGUGGCAAACGAUCACACAAUCUUUGACUUCCUUCAACUUUCUCUUCAGCAUGAUUGGCGGUAUAACUGAAAAAAUCCUCGAUUCAUUUCGUACACCGUUUUGGUUGAAAGAGAAAUGUUGGCUUGUGGUUGGUUUUGGUAACUAUUUAUGUACACUUACUGGUUCUGCUUUCAAUCUAUCAUAUUUCGAAAUCAAUCACGAAUCACCGAUCUAUUCAACAAUACCCAACAAUGAAAUCGUUCAAGAAUAUCAAUUCGCCAAUCUUCCGCGAUUGAUCUCGAUUAAAACAUUACGAUUGUCUUGGAAAAAAUCUUUGCAAAGUCUAUCGACUAUUGUUGAUUUAAAGCAAAUUGAAUGUUUAAUAAUUUCUCCUUCUUCAUUUCACAUUUUGAGAGAUGUUCAACGUCUUCUACCACGACUUCACACUUUAGAACUUGAAUGUGAUGACAGUUCAUCCUAUUGGUUCUAUUUAUUUGAUCAAAUCCAAUCCAUACAAAUCAAACAAAUACGUACACUCAGAUUCGAUUUUUCCCCCUAUUCACAAGAAGAGAUUUAUAAUCUUAGCAAAUUAAGUUACUCAUUUCCAUGCGUCGAACAUAUCUAUUCAUGGCCGAUCACAUCAACAACGGAUAUGGUGGAUAAUCUCAAUCAAUUUAAGCAAGUGUCGAUGUAUACAAUUGUUCAACAUAAUAGUGAUCUAUUAAUUGCACAAGAAAAUCGUCGUCAAGAUAUGCAAAUUGAGAAUAAAACUCCUUGGAAUGAUAUCGCUAUGGCAGAAGAUCAACAAAAAGAGGAUAUUCUCGGUCGAUCAAUCGAAAGACAUAGUCCACAAUUAAAUGCCAGUAAAUCAGCUCAUAUUGUUGUUCGAUUUUGA
Molecule: messenger RNA, 1692 nt
Organism: Adineta ricciae
Lineage: Eukaryota; Metazoa; Rotifera; Eurotatoria; Adinetida; Adinetidae
Source: the annotation of a GenBank genome assembly